Messenger RNA from Petromyzon marinus (sea lamprey), 1560 nucleotides. Its product is annotated as claudin-6-like. NCBI's taxonomy places the organism in Eukaryota, Metazoa, Chordata, Hyperoartia, Petromyzontiformes, Petromyzontidae. Gene Ontology annotation, cellular component: bicellular tight junction; membrane. The record is from RefSeq and is a predicted model, not a curated record. Gene Ontology annotation, molecular function: structural molecule activity.
UGCCAGCAUGCUGCAAGGCUAAACAUUCCAUAUUGGCUGUUGUGAUAGAUGUGUUUUCAUACUAUAAAUUCGUGUUAACAAUAGCUUAUCAGUGUAGUGCCAUUUUUUUUUACAUAAUGAUGGAUGAUUGCCAGUAACAAGAAAAUUGGCUUGUGUUUAUUGUGAAUUAUUCCAGUGUAGCUGUGCGAUAGGUUAAGCAUAUUGUCACUCAAAUUGAAAAAUAGUUUUAAACGCAUGUUCAAAAUCUAAACUUUAACCGCCGAGGCUUUUUGCCUCGUUAAACUCCAGGAGCUUGGGACAUUUGUGCUGGAUUAAUUAAAUGCUUAAAGAUGUUGUUGGGUUCACACGACAUUUAAACAACAAGAUUAAUCACUGACUAAUGUGCCCUUUUCCUUUAUGAUGCUUUUGUGCACCCUUACUUUGAAGGCCACAUUCAAAACAUAUUCCCACGGACACGGCUUUCUGUACAGAGCUGCCCAGCAUGCUUUCCUGAUUUACAGGAAACGAGUCGAGAAUAAACACCAUGUGCUUCCUCUCACUUAGGGCAGAAGAAGAAAGCAGCGGCUUCCGAUUUUGCACAAUUGAAUGCACAGCGGUAUAUUGAUAAAGAAUGUGUUUUGUUUCAGGGUUAAGAAAAACACUUUACAACAUAAUCCCCUUGUUGCAUGAGACUUUUCCUUUGUCGCACACAUGCUGAGCAGCCACUGUGGGGUCUAGUUCCAUAGGGUGGUGUCUGUAAUGUACUGUUGGUACGCCCUGGAUACAUAAGCGGUGUUUUUCAGUGUGCUGCAUCCUGUCUGAUUACAGCUCUUGAGGACACGAGUGGUGGUGAUCUAGUCCCAUUGCAUAAGCCAGUCGUGCUUCGACGUGAUGGCGAACACUCGCCUGCAACUGCUUGCUAUGGCCCUGGCCCUGCUGGGCUGGUUGUGUAUGCUCGUGUCCUGCAUGCUGCCCAUGUGGAAGGUGUCCGGAAUGUCCUCCAGCAGCGCCUUCCUGGCGCAGGGUGUCUUCGAGGGCCUGUGGGUGCACUGCGUGCUGCAGGGGACCGGCGACAUGCAGUGCAGGACCCACGGCUCCAUGAUGAGCCUGGGCACCAGCAUGCAAAUCACCAGGGCGCUGGUCGUGUGCGCCACUAUGCUGGGGGUGGUCGCCUUCUUCGUGGCGCUUGCCGGAGCCAAGUGCACCACCUGGCUGGACGAGAGUGCCACCAAGACGCGCCUUGCCACGUCUGCAGCCGUCUGCUUCGCUGUGGUGGGCCUCCUGGAGCUGGUGGCCGUCUCGUGUAUGGCCCAUCACAUCAUCAGUGACCACAACAACCCACUGAUCUCUCCGGACAUGCGUCGUGAGAUCGGCCUCUCGCUGUACCUGGGUUUUGGUGCGGCGGCGCUGCUGCUCAUGGGAUCCAGCUUCAUGCUGUGUGCGUCCCGUGGCUCGGAUCGUCUCCAGUUUCUCAAUCCACAAGGCAACGGAGUGUAGGGACGAAUGGAACUCUCGCGCCGUUUUCAGGAAGCUGGUGGCGUUGACUCACGAGUUACCCUGCGCACGUCUGGUUCCAGCUGA